Molecule: messenger RNA, 1128 nt
Organism: Epithele typhae
Lineage: Eukaryota; Fungi; Basidiomycota; Agaricomycetes; Polyporales; Epitheliaceae
Product: eukaryotic translation initiation factor 5
Exons: 3
Coding region: 1-1128 (375 amino acids)
Biological process (GO): formation of cytoplasmic translation initiation complex; translational initiation; formation of translation preinitiation complex
Cellular component (GO): cytosol
Molecular function (GO): eukaryotic initiation factor eIF2 binding; translation initiation factor activity; GDP-dissociation inhibitor activity
Source: RefSeq, a predicted model, not a curated record
AUGCCCGUCCUUCUCACGAAGAUCGAGGGCAAGGGCAACGGGAUCAAGACCGUGCUCCCGAACAUGUCCGACGUGGCACGCUCGCUCAGCCGCCCGCCGACGUACCCGACCAAGUUCUUCGGCUGCGAGCUCGGCGCGCAGACGUCGUUCGACGAGAAGAACGACCGGUACAUCGUCAACGGCGCGCACGACGCGCCGAAGCUGCGCGAGCUCCUCGACGUCUUCAUCGACAAGUUCGUCCUCUGCAAGGCGUGCGACAACCCGGAGACGGACCUGACGAUCACCAAGACGGAGGAGAUCCUCCGGGACUGCAAGGCGUGCGGCGAGCGCACCGGGGUCGACAUGCGCCACAAGCUCACGACGUUCAUCAUCAAGAACCCGCCGAAGAACCCGAAGAAGAGCAAGGUGAAGAAGGCGACCGCCGACGGCGCGACGACCCCCAACGGCGACGCCGAUGAGGACGCCGGGGGAGACAGCGACGACGAGCUCACCCUGCGCAUCAAGGCUGAGGCCGCGGAGCUCACCGCGGACGCAGCGAUCGCGAAGGAGGACUGGUCGGCGGACACGUCGCCCGAGGCGGUCAAGGCGCGCAUGAAGGCGGUGGAGGCGUCGAUGGCGAGCGUCUCGCUUGCCCCUGCUGGGGGCGAUGACGACAGCGACGAGGACGGCGACAGCCCGUUCGCACACCUCGGCCACUGGAUCGAGGAGAACCGCGAAGAGUCGGCGGUGGAGAUCUACAAGAAGGCGGAGGAAUUUGGGAUCGCGAAGAAGCACAACACGAUGACCAUCAUCGCUCAGACGCUCUUCACGGAGAACGUUUUGACGGAGAUCCCGAAGUACGCGCCUCUCUUCGCGAAGAUGGUGACUUCGGAGAAGCACCAGAAGUCGCUCUUGGGUGGUCUCGAGCGACUCGUCGGUGUCCUGCAUCCCGACUUGACCCCUGCUAUCCCUAAGAUCCUGAUGGCAUUCUACCAAACCGACAUCUUGGAGGAGGAGGUGAUCACCCAGUGGGGCACUCAUGUCAGCAAGAAGUAUGUCGACCGCGAGAUAAGCAAGAAGGUUCGCAAGGCUAGCGAGCCGUUUUUGAAGUGGCUGGAGGAGGCUGAUGACAGUGAAGAGGAGGAUUAG